This is a messenger RNA of Thecamonas trahens ATCC 50062, 1068 nucleotides long. Its product is annotated as transcription factor. The record is from RefSeq and is a predicted model, not a curated record. Lineage: Eukaryota; Apusomonadida; Apusomonadidae. The coding region runs from base 67 to 1035 and encodes 322 amino acids. The transcript has 2 exons.
GGAGGGAGAGGGACACGUGACUGAAGAGCACAGGCAGAUAGAGUGCAACACAGGAUCGGGGACGAGAUGGACUACGAGGCAAAGCGGCUGGAGAACAUCCGACGGAAUCAGGAGAUGCUCAAGUCGCUAGAGUUGGAUGCGUCGAUGACGGCGCUAAUGGCAAACGCGAUGAGGCCGGUGGCAGCCAGCCUCGCCGAGGAGCAUGGGGUGGCAGCCGAGGUAGCGGCAGCGCCGGUGGUGGUGGGCAAGAAGCGGCGGCGGGCACCGGCGCCGGAUGCCAAGGCGCGGCAGAAGAAGGCGCGGGAGGCGGCGGCGCCGGUGAGGCAGUCGCGGCGGAUCCGAUCGCAGGUCGAGGCUGGGCGCGGGGUGACGUCGUACGCCGAGGAGGCGCUCGAGGGCGAGGCGAGGCCGGUGGCGAAGCGGAGCAAGGCGUUGGACACUGUGUCGGCAUCGGGCAAGUCGGAGGAGUUUGACGAUGUCGAGUUUGUGACGAUGGAAGAGUACUUUACAGCGCGCGGCAUCGAGCCCAAGGUUCGAGUUGUGGGCAAGUACGAGGGAUGGGUGAACCCGGACAUUGCGGCCGAGCACGGCAUUCCCGACUCGGCCAGUGAUGCGUGGCGGCAGGGCGGCGGCGGGCAGUUUUCGUUUGCCAACCCGAUGGGCAUCGGGUCGAAGAACAAAGUCAAGGGCGCCAAGCCGCGCGGGUGGUCGUCGGCCAAGUUCUGGUCGUCCAAGCUCCUCUGCAAGAACCCGAACGCUUACUUUUACCGCCACGUCGCGCCGGGCUGCGAGCGCGCGCUCGGCGAGUGGACUCGCGCCGAGCACGAGCUCUUCAUCAAGGUCGCCGCCGAGCACGGCGCCGGCAACAAGUGGGGCCUCUUUGCCUCGUACAUCCCCAACCGUGUCGGCUACCAGUGCUCGGCCUACUACCGGCACGUCAUGCUCAAAGAGGGCAUCAUCUGGGAUCCGAACUGGCUGAUGGCGCCUAACGGAGUCCCGCACUACUUUGGCCCGCGGGUCCGGCGGCGGUCGUAGAUGCGAGAUGCAGAAUAAAAAAUGUGGGACAGA